Molecule: messenger RNA, 2627 nt
Organism: Myxozyma melibiosi
Lineage: Eukaryota; Fungi; Ascomycota; Lipomycetes; Lipomycetales; Lipomycetaceae
Exons: 2
Coding region: 417-2213 (598 amino acids)
Biological process (GO): pentose metabolic process; carbohydrate phosphorylation
Cellular component (GO): cytoplasm
Molecular function (GO): D-ribulokinase activity
Source: RefSeq, a predicted model, not a curated record
AUCGCUUUCGUCGGGUCUUCAGUCUCCGCACUAAACCCGUCUGACAGCUCGGACUCGGAUCCACCGCAGUGCCGGCCGAACCGCCUCCUGGUUCGGGUUCAGGCGGCGGUUCGCAUGGCUUUGUCAGCUCUCUUAGUCUGCUGACUCACGUGCUUUUGUUGCCUGUUGUGGGAAGCCCUAACCACAUGACCGGCGGCCUUCUUAGUGCGCGGCAGAUCUACUCGAUCGAGGACCUUUUCUCGCUCAUUUAGCCUUUUUGUGGUCUGCUCUCCCCGCCGCAGCAUCCUAAAUAUCGCGCUUCCAUCCCUGCCCCUCCUCUCUUCUUUUGAUUUAGAUCCUGAUAUUGAUCCUGCUCAAUCUGCUUCUUCUUCUUCUUCUUCUUCUUCUGCUUUGCUAUCAUUCAUAUCUGCUCCACCAUGACUGUCUCGCAGAACGGACCCUUCUACGUAGGCAUUGACGUCGGUACUGGCUCCGCCCGUGCCUGUCUUAUCGACUCCACCGGUGAGAUCCUUGCCGUUGCUUCAAAGGAAAUCAAGCAAUGGAACCCCAAGCCGGAUUUCUAUAACCAAUCCUCUGACGACAUCUGGGACGCUUGCUGCUACUCUGUCCGCAAAAUCCUCGCCGAUUCCGGCGUCUCAAAGUCUGACGUCAAAGGCCUCGGCUUCGACGCAACCUGCUCCCUCGUCGUCCUCCGCGAGUCAGACGACUCCCCCGUCGCCGUCGGUCCCGACUUUGCCGAAAACUCCCAAAACAUCGUUCUCUGGAUGGACCACCGCUGUCCCGACGAAACCGAGCAGAUAAACGCCACAGACCAUAACCUUCUCCGCUACGUGGGCGGCGCAAUGUCGAUCGAAAUGGAAAUUCCAAAGGUCAAAUGGCUCAAAAAUCACAUGCCCGCCGGCGAGUUUGCAAACUGCAAGUUCUACGAUCUCGCAGACUUCCUCACCCACCGCGCCACAAAGAAGGAAACCCGCUCGUUCUGCUCCGUCGUCUGCAAGCAGGGCUACGUCCCCGUCGGCGUCGACGGCUGCAUGAAGGGCUGGUCCGCGGACUUCUUCGAGGCCAUCGAUCUCCCCGAGCUCGUCGAAGACGACUUCAGACGCGUCGGCGGCGUCCUCGGCGUCAAUGGCACAAUCCUCUCCGCUGGCGAGUAUCUCAGCACUCUCUGCCCCGAGGCCGCCGACCAGCUCGGUCUUGACCCCAGCUGCGCGGUCGGUUCCGGUGUCAUCGACUGCUACGCGGGCUGGAUCGGCACCGUCGCCGCAAAGAUCAACGACCCAAACUGGAUCCAGGAGUCCGCCGAGGGCGAGCACGACCUCGACGUCGCGACCUACAGACUCUCCGCCGUCGCCGGCACAAGCACCUGCCAUCUCGCCGUCACCAAAAACCCCGUCUUUGUUCCCGGCGUCUGGGGUCCCUACCGCGACGUCCUCCUGCCAGACUACUGGAUGGCCGAGGGCGGCCAGUCCGCCACCGGCGCGCUCCUCGCGCACAUUCUCAAAUCCCACCCGGCCCACGCGGAAGCAAAGAGCCUUGCCGACGCGAAAUCCGUCUCGAUCUUCGAGUUCCUCAACGACCGCCUCGAGCAGCUGCGCGUCGAGCAGAGCCUGCCCACGCUCGAGCAUCUCAUCCGCCACUAUUACUUCUACGGCGACCUGCACGGCAACCGCUCGCCGAUCGCGUCCGAGAAGAUGAAGGGCGUCGUCGUCGGUCUCUCGUUCGACGUCUCGGUCGACGCGCUCGCGCUGUCGUACCUCGCCGCCGUCGAGUUCAUCGGCCUGCAAACCCGCCACAUCAUCCAGGCCCUCAACGACUCCGGCCACAACAUCAAAUCGAUCUUCCUCUCGGGCGGACAGUGCCGCAACCCGGUGCUUACCUCGCUCAUGGCCUCCUGCACCGGCAUGCCGGUCGUCAUCCCAAAGUACAUCGACGCCGCCGUCGUCUUUGGCUCCGCGCUGCUCGGCGCGAAGGCCGCGUCCGCGGACAAAGACGGCUACACGGACUCGCUAUGGACCAUCAUGAAGCGCAUGAGCGGCUCCGGCACUGUCGUCUACCCGACCCAGGACGGCGAGGAGAAGCGGUUGAUUGACGCAAAGUACCUGAUUUUCCUCGACAUGGCCAAGAGGCAGCAGCAGUACAGAUCUCUGGUCGACGCGACGUUGGCCGAGGACGUGAACGCGAUUACGAUUGCAGAGAAAAUCGGCGCUGCGUAGAUCUUGUCUUGCUGUAUUUUCAUGACUGUAUAUAGAAGCCCGUUCUUCACCUUUGUUUAUGUUGUUCGCGUUAGGUUAUGUAAAUUGAUAUUGUUGUCUUCUUACUCUGUCCGUCUGAACUGAACCAGCACCUCGCAUUCGGAACUUUAGAAGUGUGAUUUCCUCGCAAGGGUCUUUUAUUCGUCAUCGCGACCUCAUAGCUGACGCGACGCGUAGACUCGUGACGCGUAGACUCUGCCUGUCGUCACGGUGAGGGGAUGGCCGACUAUAUAUUGUGGCGCAGGUCGUGUUAUAGCGGUGACGAUCCGUGAAUUACUAUUACGAUCCGCGAAUUACUAUUACGACGACGACGACGAUGAUGAUGAUGGUGAUGAUGAUGAUGAUGAUGAUGAUGAUAAUGAUGAUGAUGAUGAU